UGUUCCAAUGACGGAGAGAUAAUAUCCCUUGAACAUGAUACCAACAUUAAGUAGGUAUAAUACGAUAUGCGCUCACCAGAACAGCUAGGGUUGGUAAACUUGAACACCACACGAUAAUAUUUUCCUUCGCUUCAUUCAAACAAAAUGUCAGAAAAAAUAAUUAUUUCGGUAAACGAAGGACAAAUUCGAGGGUUCAAGAGUACGAGUUUUUACUCCGGGGUUGAAUAUUAUUCGUUUUUGGGAGUACCUUAUGGACAAUCGACCGCUGGAAAUGCUCGAUUCAAGGACCCUGUCGAAGUUCAACCCUGGAACGAUAUCUUUGAUGCCACGACAGAGAAAUCCGGUUGUUUACAAUUCUCGCUAAAGAAGAAACGAGUCACUGGUUCAGAGGACUGCUUGUAUAACAACAUCUAUACAUCUCAAAUACCUGCGAAAGGAUCUCCUUUAAAAGCAGUGAUAGUGAACCUUCAUGCGGGAGGACUUUUCCACGGUUCUCCAGAUCCUCAUUAUUAUGGAUCAGCAGAAUAUGUAAUUCAUCGAGAUAUUGUAUACGUCAGCGUUGGGUUCAGACUUCACAUACUUGGCCAUUUAAAUCUGGGUUUGGAAAAAUGUUCGGGUAACCAAUCACUAAAAGAUAUCACAUUAAGUCUAAAAUGGAUAAAAGCUAACAUCAGCGCAUUCGGUGGAGAUCCCAACAAUGUGACUAUACUUGGAAACAGUGGAGGAGCUGCGAUAUUACAUUAUUUAAUGUUAUCACCGCCAGCUAAAGGUUUAUACCAUAAAGUAGUCGUCAUGAGUGGAUAUGCUUUUAACCCAGCUCUUAUCACGCCAACUGAACACAUCUCAAUAGCCCAUAAAAUCGCACUCGAUUUAGGCUAUCAAGGAAAAAUAGAAGACAAAGAAAGCCUGUUAAAAUUUUACAGAGAAUUACCGAUGGAGAAACUAUUUGAUCUGAGACCGGAACAAUUUUAUAAAAAUAAAAGUCUCGUAAUAUAUCCAUUUUCUCCAUUUCUACCAACUUACGAACCAGGAGAAAAUUCAACAAUGCCUUUAAGACCAGAUAAGCUCAUCCCAUCAAUCAAUCGAGUACCGGUAUUGUUUGGAUGCUGCGAAAGAGAGGGAGUCAUGGGUUUGAUUCGACCAAUGAAAGAAUCAUUUAAAAACUUCUUCACCACGGCGCUUCGUCAAAAUGCCAUCGGAUGGGGCAAAGAUUUGACUAAUGACGAAAUCGACAUCAUUAACGAUCUGAUAAGAUCAUUUUAUGCAAAUGGAGAUUCAGUGCAAACAGCCCCACUACCUAUAAAAUGCGAUAUUUUGAGCGAUAUUUCCUACUCGGAUGUUUAUGAUUCGUUGCUGAACGUUAUAUCAGCGGAGCUGCCUUCAUCGGUAUUUAUUUAUAAAUUUCAAUAUGAUGGAAAUUUAUGCGUGAUGAAGGCUAAAAUCCAGCCAAAUUUGGACGAACCUCUGCAAGGAUCCUUCCACGGGGCCGAUUACAGUUACUGGUGUAAUAUUGAAGAAUUUGUAACCAGAGACAUCAGUGCAAUAUCGACAAAAGAUAAAGAAAUGAUAGAAAUGAUGACUAAUCUCAUCACUACAUUCGCAAAAACAGGAAAUCCAAACUACGAAGGAAUACCAGUACAAUGGAAACCAUCAACUGCGGAUGAUCCGUGCCAUUUAAUUAUAAACGAUACAUUAGAAUUAAAGAAUGAAUUACUGAAUGGCAAACGGAUGGAAUUCUGGCACAAUAUAAAAAAACAUUUCAAAGAAGAAUAGAUUCGACAUAAAAUUACUGUACUUUCAUCAUACAAAAUAAACUUGUACAUAUUAUAA
This is a messenger RNA of Planococcus citri (citrus mealybug), 1830 nucleotides long. Its product is annotated as esterase E4-like. The record is from RefSeq and is a predicted model, not a curated record. Bases 145 to 1773 code for a protein of 542 amino acids. NCBI's taxonomy places the organism in Eukaryota, Metazoa, Arthropoda, Insecta, Hemiptera, Pseudococcidae. The transcript is spliced from 10 exons.